Messenger RNA from Mesocestoides corti, 519 nucleotides. The record is from the annotation of a GenBank genome assembly. Lineage: Eukaryota; Metazoa; Platyhelminthes; Cestoda; Cyclophyllidea; Mesocestoididae.
AUGCAAAAGACUGGCAUGGUACUGGGUGCCUACAACAGCCGGAACCACAUCUUCCAUGGAAGUCACCAACGUCGUCGUAGUCGUUCCACCACCCCCACCACAGCCUCCACCAUCACCACUACCACCACAACCACUACCGUCACUUCAAAACCGUCUGUUUGUCUCCUCCUACUAAGUGUCAUGCUCCUGACUGCCUGUCAGUUUCAGGGCGUCAGUGGUAUGAGCAAGUUCAAGAAUCGCUACGCCCUGUUCCCGAUUUCUUCGUACUUGGACUACUUCGAGAGAGGGGAUCCAGUCAAGGGGGACACAGAGGAGGAGGCGGUGGUGCAGAAGCGACAACCCGCGUUCGCGGACUGGGAAUUUUCGGACAAUCUAGGCAUGGCAGAUGAUAAGUCACACUACGGUGACAUCAACGAUGCUGUACUGGCCUCGCAAAAGACUUCGCUGACGCAACAGGAGAUUCAGAGGUAUCUGGCCCAAAUGAAGGCGUACUAUCUCAAAAAUGGCAUGCCACGGUAA